Messenger RNA from Magallana angulata, 3961 nucleotides. RefSeq lists its product as uncharacterized. The record is from RefSeq and is a predicted model, not a curated record. The transcript is spliced from 2 exons. Lineage: Eukaryota; Metazoa; Mollusca; Bivalvia; Ostreida; Ostreidae. Bases 190 to 1374 code for a protein of 394 amino acids.
AAAUUCUAUAAAGAAUGAACAAUAUUACACCCUAAACAUCUAGAUCUGAUGAACAGAUCUUCUUCACGUCUUGUUCGUAAAGUCCACCCUUUUUUGUCGAAACAGAGGCCAGUGGCUUAAAACAGUAUGUUUGACAGGUGGAGACUUUUAGGACACGUAUUUUGAAGCAAACGAAGAAACAUCAUCAAGAUGCACAAAUCUAUCUUACUAUUGAUUUGUAUGUUGAGUUGUCUUCCGCUCUUGUCCAAUGCAUCAAUAUUUUCUAAUAUUCUGGGAGGGGUGGUAUCGGUCGUGAAGUUGGUCAGGGAGGUCAUUGAUAUGUUUACAACUUCUACAGAGGAAAAACAGCUGGAGCAUCUUACCCAAGAAAUGUCAACCUUAAAAAGAGCGAUGAAUUCGAGCAACGGUAGAUUGCUUCAGAUGAUGAAGGAAACUUCUUAUAAAACAGUCCUAACAGAUAGUAUUGACAAAAUUGAGAGCUGCGAAAAAGAUUAUUACAACUAUCUUGCUAACAAAUCCAAUGCAACGAGAAAAAACUUAGAAAAGUGCCAUGAUAUCAUAGAGAACGUACGCACACUGGGUAAAUACCUAUCAGGCAAAUCGAUUCUGAACACUCCACCAUUGUUAGAUCUUUAUAAAGAAAACGGCGUUUGUGAUGGGGCGGUCAUUAAUGGCGUUUUCAAAUAUGUAUUUUCCAACUUGGCUGUUGGAUGCAGUGUGGUGAGAACCACAGAAGCACUUACGCAUGAAAGCAGAACGAAUCUUUAUGACGAUGAAUGCAAAACGAUAAUGAAUGAUGUCCUUAAUUACAUGGAAAGCGAGUACAAUGGCUGCGCACCCAAAUCUUGCAACACUUUUCACAACCAUAUGAAUAAUCAACUUGCAACACACUCGUCACUCACCCUUGGCGCUAUUCAUGGAAAACUCUCUGAAAUGUACCCAUGGUUUAAUUUUCUUGUCUUUAAAUUUGAGAAAGGCGGCAAAGCAACGGAAGCUGGGAACUUUUCGUUAGGGCACGAUGAUGGCAUAUGGCUGCUGGGACAUAGAUACGAUAUAUUUUAUUUCGAUGCACGGAUACAAAUUUCACAACAGAACCAAAAAUACCUACUUCUCAUCGAGGUCCAUGAAAAAUAUUUAAACGGUAGCUAUUUCGGAAACGUUUCCAUGGAAACAACUCAUUAUGCAGGGGGUACCUUCAAAGUUUUUCAAGGAUAUGCCUCCGAAAACAAUGUAUAUUGUGCGAAGCCAAAUACCUACACUGUGGUAGGUGAAGAAGGCAAAGAGGGUAUUCAAAGUAAUGGUGCUGAUCCGCGACGUACUCAACUUCCAGUUAUCUGGUGCAUCCUUAUUGUGUUUUAUUUUCUGUGUGGAUGAACUAAAACCAACUAUGCUUCUAUUCCCGCGAAUGUUAUAUAUUUAAUUAUACUCACGUGCAUUGAUACUAGAUAAGUGAAAUUUAAAAAAAACCUUUACUUCCGGUAAGACAUUGAUUUUUGUCGGAGUUUAGGACAAAUAUAUUCAUAUACCUUUGUCUUAAUAGCGAGAUUAUUUAAAUUGUAAUAUUUGUUCGAUCAUUAUAAGUGAAACCUUUUUUAAUGAAUACUCCAGUUUUGCAGGUAUCAAGAUUAAUACUACAUUUAUUUUUUAAUUAUUUGUUUUAGUUGGGUUUUUUUGUGUUUUAAUUUUAAUUUUUCUGCUGUUUUGUUAAUUUGGUUUUUUUUUGGUUAAAAUGACAGAGAAUAUAUAUACCAAAUCUUUCAAAUGAUGUACAUGUACAAAGGACACUCAAUGUUAUGCUUGUUGUGUAUUUGUUUGAAUUUGAAAAUAAUCCAGAUAUUAUUUCAUAGUCAAAUGUAUCAUUGAACAAUUUUAAUUUUAAAAAAAAAAGGGGCGUUGUUUUAAAAUCAUUUUUGAACAAAAUCGCCAAAAGUAAUAUAUUUAGUAAUAAUAUGUAAACGUGCAUUCCACGAAAAAUUAUUUUUUAAGUUCAAGUAUAUUUAGUUAAUAUUUGACUUACGUACAUUUUUGGAUAAAAAGAAAUUUUUACAGUCAUUUAAUAUGCACGUUGAUACUCUAAUUUUUACAAUGUAUUUAUUUUACUUGUUUCACUUAAUAUAUAUGUUUUAUUAAGCAAAUUAAAAGUUACUAAAUUACUAGUGCUAUAACCAGAGUUAUAUACCUAUUUGUUUUAUUUUAUUUAACAAUUAUUUUAUUAUGCAAAUAAAUACAUAAUAGGAUUGGAAAUCAGGCUAUGCCUAUUUUAGUCCUCUACCCAAGGAUCAAAGUUACAACUGAUAUUCCAGUUACAUUUGAAUUAUAUAAGAAUAAAAGUUGCAGGAUAUAAUAAGUUCAUAAUAUAAUAUGAAAAUGUAGCAUUUAAGAAGUUGGAAUUCAUGUAGGAUUAAGAACAGAGAAAAAAAAUAAAGAACAACCAAAAAACCCCAAAACAAAACAAAUCAAAACAAAGAACAAAAAAAAAAAGAAUGGAAGAAAAAAAUGACAAAAAUUGGGGUCAUAUAAACAAUUGAAAAUAAGAAAAAUUGUAAUGAUAGUGAAUAGCUUAUAUAAAGUAUAUGAUAAAAAUAAGAGGAAAAAGAUAUUGAGUGCAUGUAUAUAUAUACUGAAGUAAAGUUUAAGAUGAUAUUAUACACAAGAUUAUUAAUAGCAGGUACAAUUUAGAAUCUUUUUUUUUAAUGAACUGCUUGAAAAAUUGAGCAGUUGGUUUUAUAGGGAAGUUGUCUAUCGCCGAAAAGUAAAACAUGUAAUACUUGCUUAUGAUUGUGAUUGUUUAGGUUUAUAUUAUUUUGAAUACUGGUAAUAGGGAAUGUUCUGUGAUCAAUGUAAGCUGGACAAGCAAGGAAAAAAUGAAGAUUGUCUUCAAGUGUGUGACCACAAUUAUUACAAGUUGAAGUGUCACUUAAAUGUUGAUUAAAAAGGUAAGCUUGUAAAUUACUGGAUUUACCGGUAUUUAUAAGUUUACAGUGAGCAAUAUUUUCUUUGCAAUUUCCAUAAUUGUAAACUAUUUGUUUAUCUAUAUCGACAUGCAUGUAUAUCCUUUUUAGAGGAACUAAUACUGUUUGAGCUCAAAAUAAAAAAAAAAAUUAGAAAUGCUAGUAUCGGAUUUUUAAUGCCUCGUCAAAAUGUGAAAGGUCAUAUACUGAGUUACAAGCAAGACUCAGUUUGAAAUUCUUAGUUAUGAUAAAGGCCCAAGCUAUAUUAUUGUUAAUAUAUGUGGGGGUUUUUUUUGGUAUAAGUUUUCAAUGUUGCUUCUUCUGUUGAUAAUAUUAUUCAUGAACACAUAUAAAUAGUUUAUCUUGUUUGCCAUAAUUCAUUUUGUCAAAGAAAUGGUUAUUCCUUACUUAACGUUAUUUGUAAACAAAUAUAUGUCUGGAGCUUUGUUUACGUAACAAUGAUUUCCUCCCUUUGUUAUUCAAUUGUAACUUAACUUCCAAUAUUUAAUUUUUGUCAGUCAUUCAAAUUGCACCAGUUAAUAAAAAAUAAAAUAAAAUUUAGAUUUCAAAGCGUAUGCAACCCCCUUUUAGAUCCAAAUAAUUCUCCUCAAGUCACGAUAGCUAUCUAAGCAAGUCAAGAUAACUUUCAUGUAAAUUCGACAAACUCCCAUCUUAUAUGGGUUUGUUUUUUUUGUUUUUGUUUUUGUUUUUUUUUUAUUAAAAAUGAGUUUUUUUAAUUUAAUGAGGGAUUUUUUUUCGAAUUGACAAGUUAACUAUCUGGUAUCUCGAUUAAAUAUUGCCCUGUAAUAUACUAGUAAACGUCUGUAAUGUGUGAAAAUGAAAUGAAUUUAAACACUAAAAUUUGAUAUUAAAAACCUAAUUUAUUUACCUAAGCAUGUUGCGUUAAAAUACUACAUUGAAAAUAUCUUUGAUAUUAAAAUCAAUACGUGCAUGUGCUUGUUACUACAUUUAAUUCCCCUUAGAUGGCGUUACUUUAGUCAUUCUUAAUU